This is a messenger RNA of Acanthoscelides obtectus, 1488 nucleotides long. The record is from the annotation of a GenBank genome assembly. NCBI's taxonomy places the organism in Eukaryota, Metazoa, Arthropoda, Insecta, Coleoptera, Chrysomelidae.
AUGUGCCAGAUAGAAACUACCGCCAUUCCAAGUUUUUCAGGAUUCCCUUUAGGAGUAAACUCACCUGUAAUUAGGGCCCAGAGGGUAGGCUUGGAUUAUUUGGUGCGUGCAGUAGGGGCGUGCAUGAGUCCUAGCCUAGUGUUGGGUGUCCUCAGAUUGAAGCCUCAUCCAUUUAUAAAGUCCUUAGCUCACAUACAGGAGACAUAUCCCACUCUUAGAUUUUGGAUUCGGUUCGUUGUCUUUUUGGCUUCGCUCAAAGGCCUUGGCAAAUGGAUAAAUGUCAGGCUGACAGAUGAUUUGGAACCAGAUAGAUUAGAACCCUUCGAGUUUAUACUGAUUGUGAGACUCGUUUGGUGCCCGGUACUCAAACAGGUUAUCAUCGGUCGGAAAGCGGAAGGAAUUGCCAGUGGAAAUGCCGCAGGGACUAACUUUUGCCGAUUAAGUUCUCGUAGGACCGGGAGACUUGAGGAUUAUCCGUGGAGUUCAUUGUUUCAAGGCACUGGCGGGGAUACUAAGUUUUUCUGCUUCAAGUAUAAUGGAUAACGUCCAGUAAUUGCGAAACAAAACUCAUCAAUUAGAUAUUGUUUUUGUUAAUGUGACGACGGUGAUCAUCAUCGACUUUUUAUCACCAUACUACUUACGGUCCUCAUCCACAAUUACGUAACAGUCUUUUAAAAAACAUACUUCAAUCUCUUUCCUCCAACUUGAUGUAAAAUUAGGGCAGAGUACCCAUAGGGAUAAGCAUGGUAAAGCUCGUAUUUGAUAUUAGGUUCUUGUACUAAUUUAUAUUUGUGACUCUGCUUUGCCGUGUAGAUGUGUUGUCACUAGCUUCGUAAGUGAUUCAAAGGGUGGUUUCAAAUGCAACAAAAAUCGUCUGUGCUGGUGAAACAGUUGACAACAUGAACACCUAGCGGGUGCAGAAAACUGAAAUUAGUAACUUUUAUUACGAGUAGUAGGGAGUAACAAAAAAUUCUUAUCCCACUUGUAUAUAAGGUUCUAAAUCGCUUUAUCUGCUUGGGAAAGGUAAAUGUAAAUUAUACCAACAACCAUGGCUGAUACGUAUUCAAAGAAUGUGUCUACUUCAGAUCUAUUGAAACUAAUUGAAGAAGCAAAUCGCCAAUAGUUGUCGUGCUAAUUAAUAUCCCUGAUCAAAAAUCAAGAAGUAUUCAAAAACGUUCACCAUCUGAAAGGGACAAGAGUAGCUGUUUAUAAUGAUAUGUCUUACAAAGAUAGGCAGGAACAAAGAGUAUUGGUAAAGCAUCUCAAGCAAGCCAAAAGGCAGAACCUCAGGCAGAAAUCAAGGGACACUGCUUGGAAGUCGAGGAUUCUCUGUUUUCCGUACAAGAUAUCAAUAAUCUCUAGGGGAAUUGUGAGAAAGGCGACCCGGAGGAGAAAGAGGAAGAGGGCAGCAAAUUGGACGGGCUGAUGAUGAGACUAAGAGAAAGCUAAAAGCAGGCGAGUGAAGAUUCACUGCAGCCCGAAGACAAG